This is a messenger RNA of Paramecium sonneborni, 243 nucleotides long. The record is from the annotation of a GenBank genome assembly. NCBI's taxonomy places the organism in Eukaryota, Ciliophora, Oligohymenophorea, Peniculida, Parameciidae.
AUGAAAUCAGAUUAUGGUAACCCAGAAAAAACUACUUUAGAAUCUGGUUGUGAUGAUAAGUCAAUCAGAUUAUGGGAUGUUAAAACAGGAUAAUAAAAAGCCAAAUUAGAUGGUCAUAGUAAUUUAGUAAUGUCAGUAUGCUUCUCACCAGAUGGAACUACUUUAGCAUCUGGUAGCAGAGAUGACUCAAUCAGAUUAUGGGAUGUUAAAACAGGAUAAUAAAAAGCCAAAUUAGAUGGUCAU